GAAAGAAUGACAACCAGUGUGGCGAUUGGAAGAGUGUUUUGACAGAUUGUGUUUUAUGUAGAUGAGUUCGCGUAGCUUCAUUUUUUUCCUAUAACAUUAAUCGACAUUCCCACAUCGAAAAGAAGUCGAAAAGUAUCGUUCCAACAUGAGUUACCGAAGUGGUUAUGGUGGUGGAUUUAAUACAGGAAAAAGGCCCCCGCAAAAGCCUGGGGAGUCGCGAGGAUAUUCCGCAGUACCACCACCUAGCUCAUUAAAUAAUCGACCCAUCCCGUCUUCGAAAACCAACCAACCGGGACUGACUAAACAUGGUUACACUUCCAUGGAGGCUUUAUCAUCUGAUUAUGGGAAUACUUCACAGUACGGACUGGGAAAGCGGAAAGGGAAAACAGAGGACGAAUAUUUCGAUGAUGACGAUGACGACAACAACGAUCCGGAUAUGGCUUACCAACCAGCACCGGGAAGUCCAUCAUACAAAAAGAAACAGUCGGAAAGUUCAGACGAGGAAGAUCCAUUGGAUGCAUUUAUGCAAGGGCUGCAAAAGCAUUUAGAGAAGGAAAAGACUAAGCCGGUGAAUGCAGUACAAGACACGAAAACGAUAAAGGGUGUGCGAGGCGACAUUGAUGACGAGGAUGACGAAGAGAGUUACUACAGAUACAUGGAGGAGAAUCCAAAUGCGGGUGUCGUGGACGAGGGUUCGGAUAACGAAAUCGAAUACGAUGAAGAUGGAAAUCCGAUCGCACCACCAAGAAAACGAGAAAUCGACCCGCUGCCGCCCGUCGAUCAUUCAGAAAUCAGCUACAAGCCAUUCGAAAAGAACUUUUAUACACCGCACGAGGAAAUUCAAAACCUCUCGCGAAGUCAGGUGGAUGACUUGCGUCAUCGCUUGGGUAUCAGAGUAACGGGACCCGUGCCACCACGACCAGUAACAAGUUUUGCACAUUUCGGUUUCGAUGAUGCCUUAAUCAAAGCAAUUAGAAAAUCUGAAUACACUCAGCCUACAUCCAUUCAAUCUCAAGCUAUACCAGGUGCGAUGAGCGGUCGAGAUCUUAUUGGUAUUGCGAAAACGGGCAGCGGCAAAACGGCUGCGUUCAUUUGGCCAAUGCUUGUACACAUCAUGGACCAACGUGAACUGCAGCCAGGCGAUGGUCCGAUCGCUUUGAUACUGGCACCGACAAGAGAAUUGUCAUUGCAAAUCUACAAUGAAGCCAAAAAAUUCGGAAAGGUCUACAACAUAAAUGUGGUGUGUUGUUAUGGCGGUGGUAGUAAGUGGGAGCAGAGCAAAGCACUCGAACAAGGAGGAGAAGUCGUCGUUGCCACGCCAGGAAGAAUGAUCGACAUGGUGAAAAUUAAAGCCACAAAUUUGACUCGAGUAACCUAUCUGGUAUUAGACGAAGCUGACAAAAUGUUUAACAUGGGUUUCGAGCCGCAAGUUCGUUCCAUAUGCAAUCACAUACGACCCGAUCGUCAAACACUACUCUUUAGCGCUACAUUCAAGAAAAGAAUCGAGAAACUGGCCCGUGACGUUCUGACCGAUCCAGUAAAAAUCGUUCAAGGUGACUUGGGCGAAGCAAAUGAAGACAUCACUCAGCAUAUGCUGUGCUUCAACAAUCCGAUGCACAAAUGGAACUGGUUACUCUGCAAAUUGGUUGAACUACUGUCCGUCGGUAGUGUGCUCAUUUUUGUGACAAAAAAAGCUGAAGCUGAACAAGUUGCCAACAAUUUGACAUUGAAAGAAUAUGAUGUGGUCUUGUUGCAUGGUGACAUGGAUCAAGCAGACCGAAAUAAAGUCAUAACCAAAUUCAAACGAAAGGAGGUGCCGAUAAUGGUGGCUACGGAUGUCGCUGCUCGUGGCCUGGAUAUUCCGCACAUUAGAACAGUAGUUAAUUAUGACAUCGCAAGAGAUAUUGAUACCCACACUCAUCGUAUUGGACGUACUGGACGUGCUGGUGAGAAAGGCACUGCUUACACACUAGUUGUGGAGAAGGAUAAGGAAUUUGCUGGUCACUUGGUCCGAAAUUUGGAAGGAGCAAAUCAAGAGGUUCCGGAAGCACUGUUAGAACUGGCAAUGCAGAGUUCAUGGUUCAGAAAAUCGCGGUUUAAAAGCGGAAAAGGAAAAGCAAUAGCAGUCGGUGGAGCUGGUUUGGGGUAUAAGGAACGACCAGGAUUCGGUGCGAAUACUUCAUCUGCGUCUGGCAGUAAUAGUAAAAACAGUUCAUCAAACGAACCUACUACUAAGUCGAACAGUGACUCAACAUCAAACCGCUUUAACGCUAUGCGUGAUACUUUCAAGAGUCAAUAUCAAUCACAAUUCCGUGCUUCGUCUGAUCGCCAGUGGGAAGAAAAUGUUCCUCUGCCAACGACAACACAAUCGACUGAACGUAGGAAUCCGUUUGCAGUACCAAGCGCACCAACAAAUCGUCCUGCCCAGCCUCAGCUUCCACACAGCUUAUAUGAUGAUCCCAAAAAGGCGAAAAAAAGUCGCUGGAACUGAAUGUAAACGUCUGUGUAGAUGUGCGCGUAUAUGAGCUAAAUAAAAUGUCAAGAGAG
Bradysia coprophila is the source of this 2547-nucleotide messenger RNA. RefSeq names its product ATP-dependent RNA helicase DDX42. The record is from RefSeq and is a predicted model, not a curated record. Gene Ontology annotation, molecular function: nucleic acid binding; RNA helicase activity; ATP binding. Lineage: Eukaryota; Metazoa; Arthropoda; Insecta; Diptera; Sciaridae.